CAAUGCCUUAAAGUUUGUAAAUAAAUUAUCUUCAAUAAAAAUAAAAAGUAAAAAAAUAAAAAUAAAAAGUUGAAGGAAACAAAACAGGAAGAAGAAUCCUCUUCCGGCGAGGGGAUGCGCGCGCAGCCACGCAGCCAGCAGCGCUGUGUGUCUUCAUCAUGUGUUCAUGGUCGCAUUGCUGCUAAAGAGACAUAUUACAACAUUAUAUGGUAACAGACUAGGUUAACAUACUGUUUUUUUUUCUUUCUUUUUCACCCCGGCUCUGCGCUGAUUGACUACUGAUAAGAAACAAACAAGUUAAAACAAACUGUGGCUGUUAAAGCUGACUAGCUCGAGCUAGCUGGAGGAAGCUAGCAACCUAGCAGCACACAGAGAAAGACUACAAGAUGGACGGAGCUGCUGCGAUCAGAGAGGACGAGGCUGAAAACAGACCUCAGGAUGGAGACACAGCAUCCGAAGACAACGUCGGUCCAUCGGCUGAGGACACCGCUGAGAGGGUUGGGGUUUUCUGCUGUCGGGAUUGUGGAGAAGCCUUCAGGGAGGAGGCAGCAUACUUGGAGCAUCGCCAUCAGCACCCGCAAGAAAGCGUGUAUUUAGACAACCAGUUGGAUGGUUUACACGAUGCAGAAAAGGACAAUGAAACAGCUAAUUUCUGUACUUUGUGUUCACUAUCAUUUAGUGAACCAAGUGAAUUCCAAUCGCAUAUGGAGAAGAGCCAUGGUCAAACCUCCCAAAAGGAGUCUAGUAUUCAAAUCAAUUCUGGGACAACAAAGCAACACUCCUAUGAAUGUGCAGACUGUGGGAAAUGUUACCUUGUCAUCGGACACUUUCUCAACCAUCAGCGCUCACACAGACAAGCCUCCAAAUCCCUUUUUACUGACCUUGAACAUUUGAAAAAGAAGGCAUUUCAGUGCGAGUCUUGUGGGCGGAAUUAUUCUCGCGCUUCAGCUCUCGAUGCACACCGUCGCUGUCACGAGGAAAAGUUAGUAAAGUCACGAAACAGGAGUUCAGGAGAUGCGUCUCACACGGAGGAGUCAAUAGCCGGAGCCAAGCCCGGUGAAAACCAGACGAAUGUUACUCCUGAAAAAACUUUUACGUGUUCAUGUGGUAAAGCUUUUACUGCUCUAAUGCGCCUUAAAACGCAUCAGCGAUUUAGCCGCAAAAGUCAGUGCUCUCCAGAAGAAAUGAAAGAAAAACCAAAGAAAAGCUCCAAUGAGUUUUACUGUACUGAGUGCAAAAAGGCGUUCAAUGGCCAUAUCGCCCUCUUCAACCAUCAGCGGUGGCACGCUAAUCACUCGGACGACUCUGCGAAAAGGUUCCCAUGUGAGGAAUGUGGAAAAGUAUUUAUGUCUCUAACGUUCUACUACAAGCAUCAGCGCACGGCGCACAGCGAUGAGACCCCGGCAAAGUCGUUUCUUCACCAAGUGUGUCAGCUACAGAAGAAGGCAUUUGAAUGUAAAGAUUGUGGGCUAAAGUUUUCCAGGGCUUCAGCACUUCACUCCCAUGAGCUUCAUCACACGGAUGUUUUCAAAGAAACGGAGAAGGAGGCUCCGACGCAUACCUCCCCGAUACCUCAACAGACAACUUUGGAAAGCGAGAGCAAAGAGACUGAGCAGGAAUCUGAGAAUGUUCUUCCUACCAGUAUGGCUGAAGAAGACUCGCAUGUAAAUGAAACUGAUGAGGAAGACGUGGAAGGUUAUGACCCUGGGGACUUUAAUGUGCAGGUGAUCAGUGCAAGUGAAUCUGAGGACGAGCCUGUCCAAGACCUGAACCCUGAUCUUGAGCUGCUGUGUGAAUCAGAUCAGGAAGUAAGAGACGACGGCAACGCUGGAGUUUCCCUCAGUAGUCUUGUUACAAAACCAGAGAUGGAUUUGAAAAUUGUAGAAAUUGACUUUGAGCAAACCGACGAGCAGUGUGCCCUGAUAGCGAGCGGAGUCGGGAAUAAAACGACAGGGGAAAGAUUUGAAUGUCCAGAGUGUUACCGUUGGUUUACUAGCGCUUCAUCGCUGCGUGUUCACAGAAUGUGGCACGGCGUUCGUAAGAGAAAACAGCAGACUCAAGGUCAGUCAAUGGCAGUUCACACAUGCGACACAUGUGGCCACGAGGCCAGUAGCUACGCAGCACACUGCAGUCACGUUCAAAUACACAAGAAUCAAAACACAGGCAAUGAUGGUGAUGAUGAUGAGGGAUUAGAGAAGAAAAACCUGGCAUGCAAUGAGUGUGGUAAAUGCUUCUCACAUUUGUCUGCUUUACUUUCUCAUCAGCUGCAUCAUCCCAAAAAAAAACUAUUUCAAUGCCCAGAUUGCAUGAUGUCUUACUCGCAUGCUGCUAGCCUGUUUAACCAUAUGAGAAACUGCUCCGCGCAAAAAAAGGAGAAUAUUUCAGACGCUAAGAAAGAAUACAAUCCAAAGAAAACCCUUCUAGGCCCAAAGAUUUAUCAUUGUGAGCAGUGCGGGAAGGGUUUUUGGUCUCUGGGAGCUUACUCCCACCACAAGCAAAGUCAGACUCAGUGUACAGAUUUGAGGCUGAAAAAAGGUGUCACAGGAUCUUUGCACUCUGUUAACGGACACCCACGCUUCAAGGUUGCGUGUCCGGUGUGCGGUAGAAAGUUCCGUCACAAGGGCACCAUGGCGUUACACAUGCGAAAACAUGAAAAUGGGAAUCACAAAUGUGAACUAUGCAGCAGGUCAUUUCGUCUUUUCUCCAGCCUGCUCAGACACCAGGUUGUGCAUAACGACCAGUUACUCCCGCCACCCAUAAAGUCUUUUCAGCAUCAGGUUGAGCAGUUGAAAAAGAACACGUACAGCUGUCCUGACUGCGGGAAGCUGUUCUCAAGGGCCAAAGCGCUUCAGUUUCACCUGAAAAGCCACGGGUACGAGACCGGGCACUCGCCGUCAUCGCCGAGAUCUUCCGUCACGCUAGAGGAUCUGCAGUGUGCGACAUGCCUUGCACAUUUCAACAACAAGUCCUCUUUGAGGGCUCAUCAAAAACUUUGCAUUAAAAGAGACAGUCAAGUUGAUUGUAAGACAGAAGAACCCUCAGAAAACUACGAUACUCACAAGGAUAGCAUGGAUGUCAAACAGGAAAGCUCUGAGCAAACAACAGCACAUACUGAAGUAAAGAAUGAAACGGACAGUGGGGAGCUAAAGAUGGAAAUUCAAACAGAUAAAGGCAACUUGGAAAACCCGAGUACAACUAGUUUGAAAUACAAAUGCAAAAAGUGUGACAGAAGCUUUUCGGUGGUCGGAGCUUUGAAUUUUCAUAAAAGAAUUCACGCUGAGGGUAACAAAUCUGUAGCGAAAGCAAAACUGGCCAUGUCUGUAAUGCUUAAUAAAAAACCUAAACAGGAAGAGCCAAGUAAAGGGCCAUUUCACUGCUCAGAGUGUGGGAGGCGAUUCAUGUCCAACUCGGCCCUCGGCUCCCACAAAAGAUGGCACAGAGAAAAGAAACUUUCACGGGCCUUGUUAAAAGACGAUGAUUUGAAAUCUGGGUCUGAGGAUGGACCCUUUCAGUGCAACAAAUGCGGCAAACAGUUUUUUAACCAUCGUGUUCUCCAGCGCCACCAGAUGUUUAAUCGUCAGUGUCAGACCAAAACUGAGACAAACAAAAGUGUCAAGUUUUCAUGUCCAGAAUGCAGCGAAACAUUCAAGCAACGUUCACUCCUAGCUGCCCACUAUGAACAUGAGCAUAACAACACUUUGGAAGCUGCAGAUCAUCACUUGGUUGACCAAGUCCCAGAACAGGUUGAUGUCAACUUGAAUGGGAGUGAGUCCAUGUCAUCAACACUGAAGCCAAAAGCUCACCAGUGUCCCCUCUGCUCUAUGACUUUCACUAAAGUAAGAGGUCUGCGUGCCCACAAAUGGCAGGCCCACUCGAAGAGGACAAGAGGUAAAAAUAAGGUUCCUUUGAGGAUAAAAACAGAGUCCGUCGCCUCAAGAAGUGAAGUCAAACGGACAGAAGACAACACUACAGUGACAGUGAAAAAUAGCCCUGUUGGCAGAGGAAAGAAGAAAAUUCGAUCAAACCCCCCACUUGUGAAAUCUGUCACAUGCCUCGACUGUGGGAAGCAGUGCAGUUCUCUAGGCGCCCUGCUUGACCAUAAGAAAGUGUGCCUGGAGAUGAAGCACGAGUCUAAACUGGAGAUCCAAACUCCUGAAACCACGGCGAGUGACGGCUCCCCGCUUCUUAGCCGCCUGUCGGAGCACACGGCCAAAUGCCUCUUCAAGUGUGAUAAGUGUGGGAAAGCUUUCCAGACGGAGGAACAACUGGGAGCCCAUAAGACCAAGGCGAAGAGCCGGCCUUAUUGUUGCGCCCUGUGCUGCCACGGCUUCUGGACCGAGAAUCAGCUGCAGCAACACCUCGCCUGGCACGACGAGGUCCGCUGUCGCCUCCCAAACGAGGUUCGCUUCAGGCUCAGCGCUGCUAUGAUCUCAAAGCCUUUAAAACCCAACACCCCUUUUUCUGACACCAGAGGGACGUCCUGUCCAUCCUCGACACUGGACAGCCAGUCGCAAAGUAGCCAUAAGUGCCAACAUUGUGGCAAAGCCUUUCUCUCACCAACUGCGUUACAGAAACACGAAACUCAGCACUGCAACAACGACUCGUAUCAUUGCUCCAUUUGCCCCAGGACCUUCAGUGAAAUACAGGACCUCAUCGAUCAUCACCAGGAAUGUAUCGGUGAUUACAAAAGGCAGAGUGAUGAUGCCCCUGCUGCUGUCUCCUCAGGAGAUACCAAUGGCCUUACUUGCCUUGAAUGUGGAACUACUUUUUGUCAAGAAACCGAUUUGCACCAGCACUAUAUGGAACAUGCCCGCAGAGCGUGUAAAACCUGAAAAGGACUGAAGUGAAGACACUGUAGAUUGUGGAUUUUUGUUUCUUUUGGAGGUUGCCAAACUACUUAAAUAUGUUAAGCUACAAAAUGCAUUGUUAGAUAUUUGUUUUGGCGAAGUAGAAACAUGCUUUCCGUAGUUGUUUAUAUAUUAUUUGAGAUUCUUUAUAUGUAAAAAAAAAAAAAAAAAACACAAAAAACAGUUCCUUAGGUUAUUUUCCUAUUCUCAGGCUUUCCUUUACACUGGAUUAGUAUAUGUACAAAUGUUUAAGAAUAACUCCUUUUAUAAAGUUAUGUUGAGAUGUUACAGUGAUAGUUUUGAGCCACCAUUUAAUUUGUCCCUGUUUUAUUUGAAUAGACCUGUCAUGAGUUGAACCUCUUUGGGGAUUACUGGCUGAAGUAGUUCAUAUCUAGAUAGAUAAAAAAAAAAAUGAAUCGGAAACAUUUAUGCAUGUACAUGUUUUUCCUCCAAAUUAACAGUAUAGCUGACACACUACUUAUUUCAAAGUUUAUGAAAACAUUGAAAUAAUUCUGCACAACUAACAUAUACUGAUAUUGCUUGUGUCAUUUUGAAUAUCAGAGGUUUGGCAGAGAUAUGUGAAAUUCAACAAUGUGCACUGCUUAUGUGAAUUGGUUAAAAAAAUGUUUAACAUACCACAAACACUACCAUGAACAAAUUUAACAAUCAAAGAAUUGCAUUAAUUGAUGUAUAAGCUCCCAUGUUCUUCCCUUUUUCAGUGUUAUAUUUCUAUGUUGUGGAAAGACUUUUCAUUACUAAAGUAGCGCUUUUGUUCAUGUAGGAUAGUUGUUAGUUUACUGUAUCCCUUAUGAAGUGGAAAAAGUAUUUGUAUUGUACAAGAGAUGUUACUUUGCUUUAUUAAUUUAUGAUCUUUUUUUUCUCCUUAGAUGACCAAUAUACCCUUUAACUACUUGUUUAACUUGCUGUUUCUGAAACAAAGAAGAAAACGUGCUCUGAAAAGUUAAAAAUAAAUUGAUCCAUUUUUGAGUGAA
Messenger RNA from Sebastes umbrosus (honeycomb rockfish), 5839 nucleotides. RefSeq names its product zinc finger protein 208. Lineage: Eukaryota; Metazoa; Chordata; Actinopteri; Perciformes; Sebastidae. Gene Ontology annotation, molecular function: RNA polymerase II transcription regulatory region sequence-specific DNA binding; DNA-binding transcription repressor activity, RNA polymerase II-specific. The coding region runs from base 387 to 4832 and encodes 1481 amino acids. The record is from RefSeq and is a predicted model, not a curated record. Gene Ontology annotation, biological process: negative regulation of transcription by RNA polymerase II. Gene Ontology annotation, cellular component: nucleus. The transcript is spliced from 2 exons.